This is a messenger RNA of Giardia duodenalis, 1632 nucleotides long. RefSeq names its product Cathepsin L. Gene Ontology annotation, molecular function: cysteine-type endopeptidase activity. Gene Ontology annotation, cellular component: lysosome. Lineage: Eukaryota; Fornicata; Diplomonadida; Hexamitidae. The coding region runs from base 1 to 1632 and encodes 543 amino acids. The record is from RefSeq and is a predicted model, not a curated record. The transcript has a single exon.
AUGCUCUUUGGAAUCCUUUUGUUGAUUUGUGGCAUAGCAGAGAACGCCCAUCCAGAUGGAAGGGACCUACACAUUCCACAAAAGUACUCUAUGAAGGGCCACUUUGACGUUGUCUUUGGGUCCGUCAGCCAACCGCUUGAAGUGAAGAUGGACACGGCCGCCCAUCGUCAAGUUAUUUCUUUCUUCGAUGGGCUGCAUAGCACCCUGGUCCGCGACACAUUUUAUGCCUACGUUUAUACGCGCAAGACAGGCCACAGUUGUAUGAGCUACAAUGCGCCUGCCUUUCUCAGACCAGCACUAACAGACAUGCUGCCAGCACUAGCCGAUUUUAGCUUCGUUGAAGAGGUCGUUGAGAAUGGAAUGACCCUGUAUCACUACGCCUAUGAGCAGGUUUUGCGGCCUUCUGAGGACUACAAUGGCACAUUUACGUAUAGUCGCACCGAUCAUCAGGACUUUUACUGUCUUCCGCUGAACUUUGUGGAUGGAAAGCUUUACUGUCAGCCUAGACGUUGGGAGAUGCAUGGAUACAAUCAAUGGACAGGCUCACACUUCGACUUCUACGUUCUCAGUUAUGAUGCAUUCGACAUCGAUCCACUCUUCACUGAUGCAGACUUUUCUACUCCCGAGUCCUGCAGUGGGAGGAAUUCUGCCACGGACUUCCAUCCUCGCAGCUUUAUUGAGGACAUAUUUACCAACUUCCGAGAGCCGCAUGGUAGCGACGAUCAGCAUGACAAUAUUCGUCUGAAUCCGUCGCAUACCUUUACUGUAUCGCGCACACGGAUGUCAGAAACAGAUUUUGAGCUGUUUCUGCGCACCAGGACAGGCCUUGUCCGUAAAACAGUGGAGCAGGAAAGGAUUGCCAGGGAGACUCAGUACUUCUACGAGGAUAUUCCCGAGCACAGUGACACGUGGUACUAUUCUGAAGAGAACCAGAAGCGAGUUCAAUUCCCUCGCCAGCUCGAUUGGCGCGUGCGAGGGGUCAUUACACCUGUCAAGGACCAGGCUGCGUGUGGGUCUUGCUGGUCGUUCGGUGCUGCAGGAACCAUAGAGGGGCGCCUCAACGCGCUUAAGUGGAAGCGUGGAGAGCGUGAUACCCCGCUUCUGCGUGUGUCUGAGCAGUCCAUCAUCUCCUGUGUCUGGAACGAGGACAACAACGGCUGCAAUGGAGGGCUUACUUACGAAGCGCUUACCGCGUACAUCAACGAGUUUUCUGGGCGGAUUGCGUACGAGAUGGACUCUCCGUAUCUCGGCGUAGAGUCUCUUUGUAACGAAAGCAUCUUCACGUCAGACCAUGGGCGCAUACGCGGGGUAGCCCAUGUCAAGGAGUACGACAUCGGAGCUAUGAAGUAUGCGCUUCUAAGCGGGCCUGUCUCCAUCGCUGUGGCCGUCACGGAGACCUUCUCCUGGUAUAGCGGGGGUGUCUUUAACGACCCUGCCUGUGCAAGUGGCGUCGACGAUUUGGCCCACGCUGUUCUACUCGUCGGCUGGGGGACCGAUGAGGUUGCAGGGGAUUACUGGAUUGUCCGCAAUAGCUGGUCUAACGCAUGGGGCAUUGACGGCUAUAUGUACCUUAGCAUGAAGAAUAAUAUUUGUGGCGUCCUCACAUGUGCAGACUACGUGAUGGUUGAGUAA